GAAACAUGCAUAUGUCCACACAAAGACUCAUCAAUGACUGUGCUGAGCAUCAGAUUCAGAGUGCUGGCAGAGGAGCAGGCGCUCAGGGGAGGAAGGCCCCCGGCCGCUCAGGGAGUCGAUCCAGCAACAUCUCCAAGGCCAGCAACUCCACAGCAGGACCAGCUACAGCCUCAAGAACAUCAAUCACCCCGUCCUCUCAGGACAUUUGCAGCGGCUCUAGCUCUAGCCAGCUGACCCGUGUAGAGGAGGAUGUCUCUGAGUCUCAGAAACCUGAGAAGCCCACCCACAGCUCUGUGAUGAGCGUCACCAACACGACUCUGGGCGCGGCCCCGAAGAAGCAGGUGAAGCGCCGCCACCGCCGCAAGAAGAGCAGCUGCUCCCCCGACUCGGUGGAAACCAACGGCAAAACGGAGCACAGCGAGUGCAGCCUCAGCGCUGAGUGCAGCGAGCUCGGGGAGAAGAAGGAGCGGACGGCCAAGACCCGGAGAGAGCUCCCCCCUCGCCUCCGCACCACAGGGGGCCCGCCCUCUGACUCCACCUCUGAGGAGGAGGCAGGGCGAGAGGACCGCAGCUGGAGCAAAGAGAAAGCCCGAAGAGUGAGGCGCCGCAGCGGAAGCAGCCGGGAGAGGGAUGGAGCCAACGAGGGGAAAGAAGAAGAAGAAGACAAGGUGAUGGAGCUGCAGUCGGUGUGCUCGGAAGAAGGGAAGGAGAGCCUGCCGCUGGCGGAGGAGAGAGCCGGGCUGAAGAAACGCAGCAACCGGGCCUCCGUGAAGAGAGACGAGCACGCCUCACAGAGAGGAGGCUCACAGAGCAGGGAGAAGGAGAAGAGCUCCAAGUCAGACUCCUCCUCAGGCUCCUCCUCACUGUCCGCGGACGGAGAGGAGCUCAUCAACAAGAGAUACCAGGAGAAAGGGGCAGGGGGGGGCGACAUGUCAGUGCCCACCCCUCAGAAUCACUGUGCUAUGAACGGAAGCACACAGUACUCUGACGACUCUGAUACGGAUGUCUGCAGGAUCUGCCACUGUGAGGGGGAUGACGAGUGCGCCUUAAUAACGCCUUGUCGCUGCACGGGGAGUCUGAGUUUCGUGCACCAGUUCUGUCUCAACCAGUGGAUCAGGUCCUCGGACACUCGCUGCUGUGAACUUUGCAAGUUUGACUUCGUCAUGGAGACGACGCUCAAACCGUUGUGCACGUGGGAGAGGCUAAACAUGUCAACGGGCGAGAGGAGGAAGAUCUUCUUCUCGGUGGUCUUUCACCUGCUAGCAGUAACGUGUAUUCUGUUAUCAGUCUUCGUUCUGGUCAUGAGAACCUCAGAAGAGAUCAAAAUUGGGAGGAACGGUGAG
Notothenia coriiceps (black rockcod) is the source of this 1343-nucleotide messenger RNA. RefSeq lists its product as uncharacterized. Lineage: Eukaryota; Metazoa; Chordata; Actinopteri; Perciformes; Nototheniidae. The record is from RefSeq and is a predicted model, not a curated record. The annotation marks the transcript as partial. Gene Ontology annotation, molecular function: zinc ion binding. The transcript is spliced from 6 exons.